UUGACGUCCCGCACAGAUCGCAAUCCCGGACGAGUCUCAAGCUUUUCAGAAAAUGGUGAAGACUGGAGACAAAGCUUCGCAGGUCUCCCAAAGGCCACACAUUGUGGUCACCUCCAGUGAAAAAGACAGCAAAAUCACUGGAGACAGUCCCGUUGAACUUGACAACUUCAGUCAACUUAAAGACAACACAAAACAUUCCAGAGAUUCACCACAAAGUUUACAAGAAAAUGACAGUGAAUCGCAAAGGAAUAAUCAUGUCAAUGACAUCACGAGUAGGCCUCCCAGGAACCAGUCAGGACUCGGUACAUCCCAGGCAUCUGUGGAGGUGGGCGUGGCAAAAACAGAGCUGGCACCAGAACCUGUAAAGCCUAGUACUUCUUCUUUAAGAGCACCGUUGGGUGUGGAUGAUGGUGCCAAGGUGAACUCUGACAGACCUAAUUCAAACAGGACUACGUCGUGUCAAACAAACACUUGCAUAGACUCGGAUUACAGCAGCACACUGUCCAACCCUGGUUCCAGCACUGACCUCUGUCAGGAUGAGUGUUAUAAACUUGUUAAAGAGUCCACUGGAAGUAAGAAUCCAAACGCGCCUGUCAGCUCUUCUAAAACCAAUUUAGAGUCGUCUCAAUCCAACAGCAGCACAGAUAAGCAGAGAACCGAUUCCAAAACAGACUCGACUGUUAAACUAAAAACUAAAAACUGGAACAGUGAGCGUUCGUCUAGCAUCGCCCAGUCGGACAACAGUACCGACAUGAGGUGGGACAAGUAUGAUGGAGAGGAGGACAGUCAGAGCAUGCGGUCCAGGCAUGUUGUGACUGAGGGCGUGUGUUGCUGCUAUCAUGCGGUCCACCGAGCCUUCCUGCAGUGUGUGGAGGAGACCCCCGCCAUGCUGUCCGGACUGUUGCUGUCUUUGGCCUUCUGCGUGGCCAUCAUCGUCCUCAUCCCCUCCACAGGAAGGGACUUAGACGUGCACGCCGGAGCUCUGUCUGUUGUAUGUGUGGUUCUCUGCCUGAGUACCACCUUGCUCGUUUGCCUGCCCUGGUUGUCCACAGUGAGACGCUGUGGCGGAGCGCUGGCGCUCUUCGUUUGGGGAACACUGUAUAUCACUGCCAUAGUCUUCAUCUUCAAUGGCGGACCCGUCACCACGUGGGAACAGGUUGCAUUUUUUCUGUUCCUGUCUCUGAGUGUGUACACAAUUCUGCCCCUGUCUCUGGCCUGGGCCCUCAUAGUUGGGAUUGGGACCAGCGUUUCCCACAUUAUCAUCAUCAGCAUCUACGUUCCCGUCACAAGCCCAGAGACACCGGACCUGGCUGUGCAGCUGGUAGCCAACGCAGUGCUGUUUUUAUGUGUGAACUGUGUGGGGAUUUUCCACCUGUGGAUGACCGAGCAUCAUCUCAGAGUAACCAAUCAGAAGAGAGAAGAGUUCAGCGCCAUACGCUCGCAGAAGGAACUAAAGAAAUACCAGCAGGAGCAGCUCCUCCUGUCGGUGUUGCCACGGUACAUCGCCAUGGAGCUGAAAACGGAGGUGAUAAAGAGGCUGUCGAAGCCCAAAGGCCACGAUGAGAACGGCUGCAGCUUCCACAACUUCCACAGUCUCUACAUACGGCAGCACAAAGACGUCAGCAUUUUGUACGCUGACAUUGUGGGCUUCACUAAACUAGCAAGUACCUGCUCACCUGAAGAGCUCGUUGCUGUUCUCAAUAAACUCUUUGGCAGAUUUGACGACAUCGCCAAGCGGAAUGGGUGUCUCCGUAUCAAGAUCCUCGGUGACUGUUACUACUGCGUGUCUGGUCUGCCUGACCCCAUCCCGACCCACGCCAAGAACUGUGUUCAGAUGGGGCUGGACAUGUGCACGGCCAUCAGUAACUUGCGAGAGGCGACGGAUGUCGAGAUUAGCAUGCGAGUCGGCGUUCACUCCGGCCACGUGCUUUCUGGUGUAAUUGGAUUGCAGAAGUGGCAGUAUGACGUGUGGUCAGAUGACGUCACGUUGGCUAAUCAAAUGGAGUCUGGAGGCCUUCCUGGGCGAGUCCACAUCACAGAGGAAACUCUGCAACACUUGAAUGGUGAGUACCGAGUGGAGGACGGGGACGGGGCAAGUCGCAAUCCUCAUCUAGCAGGCAGGAGAACCUACCUGGUGAUCGACCCGCACAAAGCACAAAACCUUUCCAAGAGGCACAAACCGCUAAACACUCUGAGACCAAGUGAUACCAGACAGCGGGCGUCAGUCCGGAUGUCGCAGUACCUCCAGUCCUGGCGGUCUGUCCAUCCCUUCGACCACCUGAACAACCCUGAGGCCGCACACUCCAAGAAGCCGGCCAUCCCAAAAGUUCCCAUUGUGAACCAAUCACAGGUGCCACCGGAAAGACCUCCAUCCGACAGCAACCCUGGCAGUUUGGCUGUGGAUCAUUCUGUCCGAGGCUCUCUGGACACAGUGAACACUGCAGGUUGGAGAUCAAAAAAGCUCAACUGUCUGACUCUGUUGUUCAACGACCUAAAGCUGGAAAAACAGUUCCGCAUUUCAGAGGUUAAGGGUUUGCACCACUCCAUAAGCUGCAUCGCUCUGAUCUUCGUAACUCUUUUCAUCGUGCAGAUGCUUGUCUCUCUAAAGAACUUAGAAUUGGCGCUGUCCUACGGCGCCACCUUCCCUGUGCUGGUGCUGCUCCUGUCUGUUGCUUUCACCGGAUACUUGGAGCGGUGGCGUUCUAAGAUGCCACAGGCUCUCCAGUGGAUUUCGGGCGUGUCUCGGGGUCUCUCCACCAUUGUGGUCGUGCGGGUCUUUGUGGUCAUUCUCAGUGUGCUCAUCACCCUGCUUAUGGCCAUCCUCAACUUUUUUUUCUUACCAGGAAACAACUGCGCCGCUGUCGCUAACAGGACGGAGCUGGAGAGUCUCAGACUUUACACCGUACCUUACUACCUGUACUGCUGCUUGCUGGCCAUGCUCGGAGUGAUCGUGUUCGUCAGGACAUGUUUGUCAGUCAAGGCGCUGCUGCUCACCCUGGCGGUUGUGGUGUACCUCGCCCUCUUCCUCCACGUUUAUGAAGCCAGAUCGCACUGCCUCGUCGACCUCCUCUACAACUCCAGUAACUCCAAGCCCGGUGUUCUGAAGGACCCUCAAAUCAUGUCCGGUUUCUGGCUGGUUGUCUUUUACAUCGUUUGCCUCAUACUGGCCAGACAGGACGAAUUGGGUUGCCGUGUCGACUUCCUGCUGGAGCAUUGCUUCCAGUCGGAGAGAGAAGAGAUGGAGACAAUGGAGAAUGUCAACAGGCUCCUCCUUCAGAAUGUCCUGCCGCUUCACGUUGCGUCCGUCUUCAUAGGCAAGAGUGUUGGCAACCAGGAUCUCUACAGUCAGUCAUAUGAGUGUGUGUGCGUGAUGUUUGCCUCAGUGCCUCAGUUCAAGGAGUUCUACAGUGAGAGCAGCGAAAACAGGGACGGCCUGGAGUGUUUGCGCUUCCUCAACGAGAUUAUCGCCGACUUCGAUGAGCUUCUCUCAAAACCAAAAUUCAGUUCAGUGGAGAAGAUUAAGACCAUCGGCAGUACGUACAUGGCCGCUGCAGGGCUGACACACUCGGAGGAGAGUAGAAAGAAAUAUGAGAUGUCCUACAGCCAUGUGCGAGCCAUGGUGGAGUUUGCCAUCGCUCUGAUGGCCAAACUGGAGCUCAUCAACACGCACUCUUUCAACAGCUUCAAACUGAGGAUCGGAAUAAACCACGGCCCGGUGAUCGCAGGCGUCAUUGGAGCUCAUAAACCCCAGUAUGAUAUCUGGGGGAACACUGUUAAUGUGGCCAGCAGGAUGGACAGUACGGGAGUUCUGGACAAGAUACAGGUGACGGAGGAGACGGCCCAGGUGGUCGAGAGUGUGGGAUUCAGUGUCACUCUCAGAGGAGUGGUCAACGUAAAGGGCAAAGGGAAUCUGACCACCUACUUCAUCAACAAGGAGCAGUCAUCUCCUCAGUUCUGACCACUGCAGUGCAGACUGGUUCGUAGCCAACACGACAAAACUUAAAAGAUGGCAUCAGCACAAGCCUUUGCACGGCUCAUUACAGCUAAUGAGGAGCUGCCUUUGUCUUUGGGAUAAGAUACAACUCAAAGCCCUGACUGGUCAAAUAAAGACAUGACACUUUGCAAACUGAAAGCAGAAAUCUUUCAGCUGAUUGGACCUUUUCGAGGCAGAUCACCUGUGUUUGCACCAUGUUCUGUUAUUCUGCCCACCUGCUGUUUGGGCGUCAAAUCUCCAUCACACACGUUCCAGAGUUUUCAAUAAAAUGAUCUCUAAUGAAAAGUGUGUGUUCAAAACAGGGUUUUGACAAAAACAACUUCAAUUUUGAUCUUGUUUUCCACCACAAAUGACCUUUUUCUAUCUGCUGAACAGUAAAAAUGUGUUUCGGUGUUGAUGGAGCUUCACUUCCAAACAGCAUUUAUGUCUUUUUUUAUUUUUUUAUUUUUUUUACUUUUCAGUGUUUCAACUUUGUGUUAGAAUUUUAAUGAGUAGAUCAUUUUCUUUACUUGAAGCAUAUUUAUGGUACUGAUUGUAGUAUUUUAAAACUUUUCUGUUCACAUUUAUCUAACAAUAUGUUAUGUAAAAACCUAUUUGCACAUUUUUUAAAUGUACUUCUGAAUUCAGUAGUGCACACUACACCACAUACUACAUUUUUUUAAUGGAUGGGUGUCAGUUUGAUGUGUUGAGAAUUGUGACCACAGAAAGAGUUGGAGUGCCUCUAUGUAGAUAUACAUAUUUUUCUAUUGUAUUUAUAAUCUAAUAAAUAAAUUGCCACUA
Messenger RNA from Thalassophryne amazonica, 4774 nucleotides. Its product is annotated as adenylate cyclase type 2-like. Bases 53 to 3958 code for a protein of 1301 amino acids. Gene Ontology annotation, biological process: intracellular signal transduction; cAMP biosynthetic process; adenylate cyclase-activating G protein-coupled receptor signaling pathway. Gene Ontology annotation, molecular function: adenylate cyclase activity. NCBI's taxonomy places the organism in Eukaryota, Metazoa, Chordata, Actinopteri, Batrachoidiformes, Batrachoididae. Gene Ontology annotation, cellular component: plasma membrane. The transcript is spliced from 25 exons. The record is from RefSeq and is a predicted model, not a curated record.